AAAAAGUUUUUGUUGCAUACACCGACCGAUUAAUAAGUGAAACGCUUAGCGGAAACUAUGGUGCACUAUAAGGACUAUAAGUUUACGGUUGUUUUCAUGAUUGCUGUGCUUCAGAUGUGCUCAGCCAAUCCAAUUACUUCAGAUCCUAAUUCUGUUUCUACUUCAAACUAUAUGGAAGAUGCAGCAAAGCUCUUCACAGCCGAUCAAAUGCACCUUGCCAAAAAUGCUGGAGUAUCUGAACGAGGAUUAGUUGAAGGGAAUAAGUAUGGAUACACAUUUGAAGAAACAAUGAAAUUCCAUCAACUACUAAGCGUUGGUCCAAUGUCGCGAGAUUAUAUUACUUUCGAGUUUAUGACGAAAGUAUGUGAUAUCAUGGAUCUUGAACACAGAACCGCAUCAAGCUUUACAAGAGCUCAGGAAACGAAAUUGCGGGACUUAAUAUCAUCAAUGCAGUUUUUACUUGUACACGAUCAAGCUCCUUAUCUUCGAUCGACACUUUGUCGUUACGUUAGUCAACCCGAUUUACUUGAAUCGGAAGCAAAUUCAUUUGGCGCGGAUUUGGUUCCUUAUAUGGAACUUCAUUAUUUAAAAUUAACUGCUCAAGAAGGGUCAGACGUGAAACGUGUUCGUUUGGCUAAAGACAUGUGUUGCAUCUAUAAAAAUCCAGAUGAGAGAAUGCUUUUGAUGCCAUCGGAUUCCGAAGGCCUUUCUGGAGAGAAAUUGAAUGGAUUCAAUCAGCAUUGGAAUGAAUUCGUUUCUUCAAAUACAUUAAAGUCUCUGGAGAGUGUUUGUGAUUUCUUACACACCAAAAAUCUAGAUGAUGAUGAAUGCGCAAUGCAGGUACCUAGUUGACAGGCGUCAAGAAUGAGGUGAUUGAUGGAUUGUUAAGGCCUAUGAUUAAGUAAAGAAUGGAGCAAAUAAAAUUCGUUUUCGAUUUUCAUCACAUA
This is a messenger RNA of Bradysia coprophila, 947 nucleotides long. RefSeq lists its product as uncharacterized. NCBI's taxonomy places the organism in Eukaryota, Metazoa, Arthropoda, Insecta, Diptera, Sciaridae. The record is from RefSeq and is a predicted model, not a curated record.